CUAUCGCAGCUGCAGAUGGAAAUUCAAUGAGCGCUUCGGGUGACAAUGAUAGUAAAGACUCACAUCCAAAUGCUGAGAAAGAGUGGUUCCACGAAGAUAUGGAUAUAUCACAUUAUCAUCAUGUAGAUGACUUCGAAGAAGAUUUUGAAUCAGAUAACGAUUUCGAUGAAUCAUACAGUAGUCGUGGCAAACGUAAACGUGGAUCACGUUCGCGAAGAGUAAAUACUACUUUGGAUGGUACCCCAAAACGUGGACGUAAAGCACGCCGACGCACAACUGGUCCUGAUGGUGAAGUUGUUGAUGGACGUCGACGACGUGGUGGGAAUAAUACUGCAGUGGCAGCGGCAUCUGCAGCAGCUGCUGCAGCCGCACAUGUUCCACCUAUAGUUGCUAGCAAUUCAAAUUCAGCUUCACCGAUUGCCACGCAUGACGAGACAUCUCAAUCAUUACUGGGUGUACCGACCACAGUAGUGCCGCAUUUGUCUACACUUGAUAAAUCAACCAGUGAUACUGGUGCUUCAAAUGAUGCUACAUCAUUGGCUAGUACUAGUGCAACAUCACCUGUUGCUCCGGCAACUCUUGCAGGUGCAAUUACACCCGCCAUUAACGCAAGUCCCAAAAAGGAACCUAAGAAUAAAUUACGUGCUGAUCGUGAAAUAGCGCAACCAUCACCGUAUUGUGAUUUUUGUUUAGGCGAUCAACGUGAAAAUAAAAAAACAAAUCUACCCGAAGAGCUGGUAUCAUGUUCAGAUUGUGGUCGUUCUGGACAUCCUACUUGCUUACAAUUCACACCGAACAUGAUUAUUUCAGUGAAGAGAUAUCGUUGGCAAUGUAUUGAAUGCAAAUACUGUUCGAUAUGUGGCACCUCUGAUAAUGAUGAUCAGUUAUUAUUUUGUGAUGACUGCGAUCGUGGUUAUCAUAUGUAUUGUUUGUCACCGCCAUUGAUAACACCACCUGAAGGUUCGUGGAGUUGUAAGCUAUGUAUGGAAGAAUUCCAUAAGGAAAAUCAGUAAAACCAUUAGCGUCAAGCUUAAUGCAGUUGGUAAUCGUUAACAUUUAAUUAUAAAAUGUGGGUAUGUAUGAUUACGUUGCGCUGGACUUUAUUUACAUUAAUCUAUCGUUUAGAUAUACAUAAACCAUUAGACCGGAACAGAAUUAAAAAUUAGUUAUUCGGCAAAAUUUGUAUAGUUAAUCUUGGCGGCUUAUAGAGAAAUUUUUCUCGAUCACUAAUACUUCUAUGACUUUAGUACUAAUUCUAACAGAGGAGAACUUAACUAUUAUUUUUCGUUGCACAGUAACGUAAUUAUUUUUAUAAUUCAUCU
Teleopsis dalmanni is the source of this 1322-nucleotide messenger RNA. Its product is annotated as zinc finger protein DPF3-like. NCBI's taxonomy places the organism in Eukaryota, Metazoa, Arthropoda, Insecta, Diptera, Diopsidae. Gene Ontology annotation, cellular component: nBAF complex. Gene Ontology annotation, biological process: nervous system development. The record is from RefSeq and is a predicted model, not a curated record.